Molecule: messenger RNA, 1309 nt
Organism: Vanessa tameamea
Lineage: Eukaryota; Metazoa; Arthropoda; Insecta; Lepidoptera; Nymphalidae
Product: peptidyl-alpha-hydroxyglycine alpha-amidating lyase 2-like
Exons: 5
Coding region: 92-1204 (370 amino acids)
Biological process (GO): peptide metabolic process
Cellular component (GO): extracellular region; membrane
Molecular function (GO): catalytic activity; protein binding
Source: RefSeq, a predicted model, not a curated record
ACUUAAGUAGAGGACCAACAAUCAAUACGCUCUCAGUACACUGUAAACGAAUUCAUAGGAGAUAUCAAAAUCAUAACAAGAUUACAGCAAAAUGUGGUCGUAUUUAUUGUUCUUUCUAACUUUUCACGGUAUUCAAUGUGAACCGGAAACAGUGAGAGAUAACUUCGAUUACUUUAGCUUUGGAAAUGAAGAAAAUAUAUUGAAAAAUCUCGAUCUUCAUGCGCCAAAAGACGAAAUCGUGUUACGACCGCAGGAAGUAAAGGACUGGCCCCAACAGUCACUGAAUGUAGGACAAAUAACUGCCGUCUCAAUAAAUUCCUUGGGACAACCAGUAAUUUUCCACAGAGCCGAAAGAGUGUGGGACGAAAGUACUUUCAACGAAUCAAAUGUUUAUCAGAAUCUCGAUAAGGGACCAAUUAUAGAAGACACCAUAUUAGUACUUGAUCCCCAAACAGGAUCAGUGCUACACAGCUGGGGAGCCUAUGCCUUCUACAUGCCUCAUGGUUUAACUGUAGACCAUCACGAUAAUGUUUGGGUCACCGAUGUGGCGAAACAUCAAGUUUUUAAGUUUACACCAAAUAACCACAAAUACCCAAUACUGACAAUCGGUGAGGCCUUUACAGCUGGCUAUCCAUAUAGACGUCGUGUCUUGCUCUGCAUGCCAACAUCAGUGGCAGUUGCAACUACAGGCGAGAUAUUCGUUGCCGAUGGAUAUUGUAACAACCAGAUUUUGAAGUUUAAUGCAGCUGGCACACUGCUGUUCGCCAUUCCUUCAUUCUCAGACACACUGACCUUGAAUGUACCUCACAGUGUAACAUUAUUGGAACAAUUGGAUAUAGUAUGUGUGGCAGAUCGAGAGAAUAUGAGAAUCGUCUGCCCCAAAGCGGGUUUGAAGAGUUAUAUCAAAAUGUUGGAACCGGCGACUGUUAUUGAAGAUCCGACGUUAGGACGCGUGUUUGCUGUCGCGUCUCACGGAGACAUGAUUUACGCUGUUAAUGGACCGACUUCACAGAACAUUGCGAUCAGAGGAUUCACCGUGAAUGCCUUGUACGGAAAUAUUUUAGAUACCUGGGAACCCAGUACCGGCUUUACAAACCCUCAUGCCUUAGCAGUAACGAGAAAUGGGUCUCAUCUCUACGUCACAGAAAUAGGCCCAAACAAGAUAUGGAAAUUCGAAUUAACCGAUGUAUAUGACAAAAAAUAGAUUAUUUUAAAUCACGUAGUCGUUUAUUAAGAUAUAUUUACCGCUUUAAAAAGAGAAUCAAAUUCGCAAUGUAGACACUUACCAAAAUAAAUAAUAUAUUAAUAA